UGAAAUGAACUGUUUUUAUUUUCUGAGAAACACCAGCAACUGCAAGAUUCUCUCCAUCCUUUACUUAUUUACAACCAGUACAAUCUCACAACAAUGAGGUACUCCAUAUAACGCUAGCAAUUAAUAUUAGCUAUUUACAAAACAAUAAUAUCAUAAUAUGUAACAGUUCAAUAGAAGUUUAGAGCUCGGAGCUCUCUAUUAUAUCACUGAAGAUACACAAGUAGAUCAAUGCUGAUAUCGGCGAACGUCUAUCGCGUCGCCUAUAAUUACAUUAAAGUGACGGUGCGUACGUCACCGUACUCUUUGGUCGCAUUUCACACUCUUGAGCAUGUUCACUCCCUCAUAUAUUUACGUAACCGAUGCAGUUUUGAGCGCAUCGAGCUCGUGGCUCUCCAUCGUACACAAAGAAUUCACACCGAUAAUAAUCGUUUUACGAAUGCGAUGAAGCGGUCGAAGGUGAGGUCUAAAAAUGUACCCUGGUGAGUCCGUUCCACCUGGCGGCGGCGGGCGGCGGAGUGUCAGUCUGCAGGGAGGUGGAGGUGACCUCUGUAGCCGGCGCGGGGUAGUACACCGUGGGCGCGGGGCACAGCGAGCGCCGCGCGCGACCCGCGCCCGCCCCCGCCCCCGCCCCGCACCCGCUGCCGUUCCCGUUGACCGCAUUCCUCGCUGAGCGCGCUUCCGAGCGCCGCAGUGUCCCGUUCCGCGCCAGCCUCAACGACACCCGCUCCCCGCACGAAGCGAACGAGUCGUCCCGCGUGUGCUCCGGAGAUUCGCGCGUACCCCGCCGCCAUAUGCCGCCCGCGCAGAACAUCUUCAAGAAGACCCGCUUGAAUUUCUCCCCGAAUAUCACGUAGAUGACGAAGUUGACGCUGCUGUUUAUCGUCACGAGCAGAUUGCUCGUCUUGACGAGCGGAUCCAGUUUCUCCAGCUGGUUCUCGAAGAACACCUCGCACGAGUUCGUGACCAGCGGUAGGAUGUUGCAGAGGAAGAACACCAACACGACGACGAGCAGCAUCGUCGCCAGACUUAUCUCCCGUCGCUGCACGCGCGACAGCCGCGCCCGCUCCGCCUGCGCGCGCCGCACCUGCUUCACGAUGCACGCGUUGAGCACCGCGAGCGCCGUGAACGGCACUAUGUACAUCACGAUCAGGUACAUCCAGUGUAUGUACACGGCGAUAUAAGACUCGGUGCGGAACGCCUCGUUGGGUUUCACGCAGUGGACGAGCUCGCCGUCGUCGACGCUCACGUACGUCUCCGCCUCGAAGAACUUCGGGAAGUUGUAGAGGAACGCGAAAACGGCCGUCCCGAAGACGUAGAGGCGCGCGCGGGACGACGUGCACAGCGCCUUCGCUCGGAACGGGUGACAGACGGCGACCCAGCGCUCGACGGUGACGAUGAGCGUCAGGUACACGGACAUGGUCUGGGCCGCGUUGGCGAUGGGGUAUGCGUAGGGCGUGAUGUGGGGGCACACGUGGUAGUAGUAGUAGCGCAGGCGGCCCGUGUACGGGUACACGGCGGUGAGGCCGAACAGAAGCACGGAGGUGAGGAUGAGCACGGUGUCGCAGGCGGCGAGCCCCACCAGCAGGCAGUUGACGGAGGAGCGCAUCUGGGGCCGCGACAGCACGAGCACGGCCAGCGCGUUGCCGAGCAGCCCGCCCGCGCCGAUGCAGUUGAGCAGCACGCCGUUGAGCACGAACCGGUACAGCUCGUCGGCCGGCGCCACGCCCCAGUCGGACUCGCAGCCGUGCGUCACGUUCAUGCUGCGGCCGCCCAGCGCGCACCGUCCCACUCCUCCCGUCCCCGCCCGACCCUCAUAGCUGGCUCCCGCUAACGGUCCCUCGCCCGCGACGCACUCACCACUCUUCACUUGACUUCCGCUCCUCCUGAAACGAUAUUAACCUUGUUUAAAGUACACAGGCAAAUUAAACUAGUACUAGCAUAGUCGAGCCGACCGACGUUAUCCUACCAUAUACAUAGUGAUAUAAAUGAAAGUCUAAAAUCUGAUUGCAGCGCCAUCUAUCGUGUUGAGUGAUCGAGUGUAGUCUUUUCUUAUUUAAUAUUACUCGAUAACUUAUUCGUUUACGUGGUUGGAAAAACAUUUUGAACCAUAUAAAAGAUCGUUUUUGUGUUACAUUAUUAAACUAUUACUACAAUAAAGCGAGGAACGAACUGCAGAACUGAAUACUCUAUCAGUUUUAGAAGCAUGCGUUCGAUAUCAUUACGAACAACGAUAACUUGUAUCCAUAGAUAUAGGAUGUACUUGUAUCUGAUUUUAAACAACAAUAUGUUGUCAUGUCAUGAUUUUCGGUCCCUUACAAUCAGAAGAAUAAAUAUUAUUAUUUUAUUUAUUUUUUAAGCAUUUAACUGCUAGAUGUUUAUGUUAGUAUUCAUUUGACAUCGUAGGUAACCACAAUGCGAAGAGAUGGCGCUGCCUCGCAGCUUAAGGCUAGGAAAAUUUCGACGCGGCUAAUAGGGCCGUGGUAGCAUAAUGGUCAGUGCAUUCGCCCGGAUAGCGAAGGAUGCGGGUUCCAGUCCCGUCCGCUGCCUUUUUUUCUAGUAAACUUUUCUUUAGAAUAAAUAUUUAUUCUAUAAAGCAAAUGUGAUUUGUAGGAGGACAAAAUAACUUCAUCCGAAAAAAAUGAUUUCUCAUUUCUAAACACUCUUUUUUUGGUGCCGAUGUUUGCUAAAAAAAACGACAACAAUCGUAGAAGCAUUGCAAACUUCUUUCCUAAUACACAGAUCUUUAAUGAAGAAGAAUUUAGUCGAUGCUUUUAAUCCGUCACGAAUGUGUCAUAAGUCUAUAAUGUCAAGAAUAAUAAAAUACAGCUAAUCGUAAAUCCUCAAAAUAUAUUAAGUAUGGGUUACUAAAUUUAUAUAUUUCAAUUUGUCAUAAUUACGAGUGUUUCGAGUGUUUGCUAGCAUCGACAAUGCGAGAUUUAGUGGUAAUAGUGUCGACAAUGUUGGCGGUGGCGGCAGGAGACCGGGAGAGGAUUCGGUAUGGGUUCUACCGCGGGAGCGGCGCGGGGGAGAUCGGUACGUCGGGCGCUGAGACGGAACUCUAUACGCGACGCGUGUUUGGCGGAGAGGCAGCUGAGCUGGACAUGUUCCCGGCCGUCUGUGCACUACUAGAUCGUUACUGGAGUACCCGUUGUUCUUGCGCGGUGGUGUCCACGCGUUGGGCCCUCACAGCGGCGCACUGCGUGUCCCCGCGCAUCGCCUACGUGAAGUACAACGCGCGCCGCCCCUCCUCGCCCGACGGUGACGUGGCGCCUGUGCACUACCUCUACCGCCACCCUGGGUACAAGGUGAUACAGGAGGAUGAGGGUCGCGGUAUGGAUGUCACCCUGCUGCACCACGACGUGGGUCUGGUGCGCACUCGCGUCGACAUGGUGCUCAACAGCCAGCCCAAGACUGACCCACUGCAUGCCAUGCGCCUCUACAACCCCGUCGAUCUCAAGAACGAACGCGUCAAGGUAUUAGGGUUCGGGCGCACGGAGCGGUUGCUGCUUGGCGAGGAGUUGUUCGUGGUACAGCUGCAGCUGGUGUUCUGCGAGCGUGGCGCGUGGUUCCACUGCGUGUGCGGCGUGGCCACCGGCCGGGACCCGCGCGGCGUCUGCUCCGGCGACUCGGGCGGGCCCGUCAUACACAACGGCGCGCAGGUAGGUGUAACGUCAAUGGGUCCGAUGGAGUGCAUGGCGAUCAGCGGGCCGGCUAUAAUCACCGGCGGCGGUGGAAACGCGACGGUCGAACCGCCGGCUUCGCUGCAAGCGCCCGCGUCCGGCGCCACCAGCGUGUUCACGUCGCUGUACAACUACGCGGACCUGAUCAACGCGACGAUACACGACACGGAGCGGGCGCUGCGCAUGCGAAUGAUUUCCGCCGCCGCGCGGCCGUACGACACUCGUGCGGUUCCAACACUCGCCAUGCUCGCCUCACGCGUAGCGUUCCUUCUAAUGCCCGAGCGGUGAAAUUAUUUUAUUUAAAUUCUGUAGCCUUCAUUAUACUGGUUGUUGAUGAGA
Molecule: messenger RNA, 4019 nt
Organism: Chilo suppressalis (striped riceborer)
Lineage: Eukaryota; Metazoa; Arthropoda; Insecta; Lepidoptera; Crambidae
Source: the annotation of a GenBank genome assembly